This is a messenger RNA of Naegleria gruberi, 1620 nucleotides long. RefSeq lists its product as uncharacterized. The coding region runs from base 1 to 1620 and encodes 539 amino acids. The record is from RefSeq and is a predicted model, not a curated record. Gene Ontology annotation, biological process: proteolysis. Gene Ontology annotation, molecular function: cysteine-type peptidase activity. NCBI's taxonomy places the organism in Eukaryota, Heterolobosea, Eutetramitea, Acrasida, Naegleriidae. The transcript has 3 exons.
AUGGAAUUUACAGAUGAAUGUAUUAAAUUCUUUAUCAAGGAGGGUAUGGGUUGGAUUGGUGCAAGACUUGAAAAGGAGUAUAUUUCAAAAAUUUGGUACAAUUCUUCUGCGAAUGUUUUCGGAUUAACUUAUUCGAAUAGUAUUGCCCCAGUCCAGGAUAUUGAUUCUCAUCCGAAAUGGGGUGUUUGUUUCAAGCCUAAAACCAAAUUUUCAGUUUCGAAUUUUAACAAUUUUUUCGAACCUUAUGGAGAAAUAACAGCCGAAAGGCCAACAACGACAGACAUUGCCUGUAAUAUUCCAGGGGAGAAGUUUACUCCUUGUGAAUUUGUGAACAGGGUAAGGGAAGAAAAGCAAUUACUCUCUCCCAAGAAAAACAAAAAGAUAAUCAAAAAUGAUAGUGAAUACGAGCUUUCUGAAGACGAAGUGAAUAAUAUCGAGACAAUAAGUCAUAAAAAGGACCUAAAGUCUUUGAAAGAGAAAAAGAGAAAAAUUGAAGAAAAGGUGACAGAUAAUUCGCCUGAAAAACCUCCUACAAAGAAAAUUAAAAAAGUUGUGGAAAAAACAAAACAAGAACUAUCAUCUUCAGAUAGUGAGGACAUUUCAGAUACUGACAUUGUAACAAAACACCAUGUGACACGAUCCAAAACAAAAUCUGUCAGAGCCAACUUGGAUUUGGAUAAAGUUGUCCUUAGCAAGUAUAGCAUUCAGAUAACAUUACGUGAUAUUUCAAGAUUGGAACCGGAUGAAUUCUUAAAUGAUAAUAUAAUUGAUUUUUAUUUGAGAUACAUAGAGGAGCAGUUUCAUGGAGCAAAGGCUAGACAAGUUAAAAAUGAUUUUUAUAUUUUUAAUACUCACUUUUAUCAAUUGCUCAAAAAAGAUUCAAGUAGAGCUGCAGAAAGAAUAGCUAAAAAUGUUACUCUAUUCGAAAAGAAAUUAAUAUUUAUUCCAGUGAAUGAAAAUGUGCACUGGUCCUUAAUUGUUAUUUGUAAUCCUAAUGGAACAAGUGUAAAAAAAGAAAAAUUAGAUCUUACCAAGAAGUAUCCAGCUGAUGCCAGGAUGUUGAUGUAUUGUGAUUCGUUGGGGGGUGCUAUUCCCACCAACACAACCAAACGUGUAAGAGAAUUCUUGGCAAAGAGAUACUCAUUCGAGAAUCCAAACGAAAAACCAGUGACUUUUACUGCUGAUAAUUUCCCUGUUGGAAAGGCUAAUCUUCCAAAACAGGAUAACCAUGUUGAUUGUGGUGUAUUUAUGAUCCAUUACAUCCAACUUCUUGCUUGUACUAAAAUAGAAAACUUGCCACUCGAUGCACCUGAGCUUUUCCAAACAAGCGAUAUUCCCACCAAGCGAGAAUCUAUAAAAAGAGAAAUAGAAUUUGAACUAUUGCAAAAUCCUCAACCAACACAGGUUGACCAAUCAUUUAAUAGCCAAAGUGACUCAGUUAUGGCAAUAUCCCAAUUAGAAGACUCAGUUAUGAAAGAAGCUUCUGCACACAACGAGGAAUCGCCCAACACUGAAAAAUUAGAAAGUGAUGGAGAGAAAGAAGUAAAGACCAAAGAAACAACACAAGACUCAGAGGAUUUAUUUACAGAAAAGGUACUGGAGUGUGAUUCUGAAAAUUAA